Dufourea novaeangliae is the source of this 665-nucleotide messenger RNA. Its product is annotated as gem-associated protein 8-like. The record is from RefSeq and is a predicted model, not a curated record. Gene Ontology annotation, cellular component: SMN complex. NCBI's taxonomy places the organism in Eukaryota, Metazoa, Arthropoda, Insecta, Hymenoptera, Halictidae. The transcript is spliced from 2 exons. Bases 1 to 585 code for a protein of 194 amino acids. Gene Ontology annotation, biological process: spliceosomal snRNP assembly.
AUGGUUAAAGAAGAUCUAAUGUCCAGCACUAUGCAAGCUAAUUCUUUUUGGAAUAAUUAUACGGCAGCUCAAGAGUGGCAGAAAAGACACAGUGUUACUUGGUGGAGGACGCGCUGCUUUGCAUUAGAAUAUGAGAAUCAAAUAUUGAAAGAUAAACUGAGAUCAUUGACCCGUCAAAAUGCUCAACCAUGUUCAGAUUAUGUAAAAAAGAGUCAGAACCAUAAAGAUCAAGAGGCAGCAGAAGAGGAGGAUGAAACAGGAUGCACAGAAGACCAAGAGAAUCUAGAGUUUCAAGUGAAUGAAGAUAUGAUGGUCUUCUUAGAGCAGAGUCUGAGGCAUAAAUUUGAAUUAAAACAGAAGCGUGAAGCUGAAUCAUCUGCUAGAAAGGAGGAGGAGAAAGAUGAAGAUAAUGGUAUUCAAGGUGGAGCCGCUUGGAUAAAUGCAAGAAAUAGCAAUGCAAAAUUACUGUAUGGUGAAGCCAGUCCCACGAUAUUAGCAAUGGAAACUGCCCUUCAAACAACUGUUGACAGGCACAAAGAUAAAGCAAAACCUCAGUAUUGGCCUGUUAUUCCUUUAAGAACAUAAACUCUAAGAUGAGUUGUUAUUUUAAACUUAAACAUAUUUAAACAUGUAUCUUAUGGAUAAAUAUAAAGACAUUUUUUUUA